UUUGGUCGAUAAAGCGUAGUCGCUGCUGACGACGAACCGCUUGUCACGACGAAGCAGUUUCUUUGUCAUUAAUUGGACUUUCAGUCACUGAACGAGGAUGUCUGAACAGCGAAGCGUCACGCCAACUGGAGGGGCAAAGUCGGGCGUCGGCGUCGGCGCCGACGCCGAGCGUCGGACUGGCAUGAGCGUUCGUACCGGCGCGACGCUCAUGAAAAGCGUCUCCAUAUUUCUGACGAGCGGUCGCAAGGCGUCGGCGAACACAAAGCGGCAGAUCUCCGCCGCUUCCGGUAAGGACGAGUCGUUGAGAAGGAGACGUCGCCGAAAGAUGCCGGAGAGCGGAGGUGCCAGGAACUCCGCAUAUAUCAUCAAAGUGAUCGAGUCCCUCAAAAAGAAGACGAAGUUUUCCAGAGUGGAAUUGGACAGCCUUUGCAAACUUUAUAAAAAGUUAACUACCAAUUCUAGCCAACAACAAGUUGGGCGAUCGAUGUCCAUCGGCAAAAGGCCACAACCGAGGUCGGCUGUCGAGGGAAUUGACAGAAGUAUUUUUCGAGAACUUCUUCACAGCACAUUUCAUGUGAUCACGGAGGAUACGUUAGUGGAACGCUUGUUCUGCUGUUGGGAUCGAGAAAUCGAGGGUGUUAUCAGACUCGAGCCGUGGAUCACAAGACUCGAUGUAUUCUUACGUGGUAGCCUACGUGACAAGAUCGUUUUCUGCUUUCACGUGUAUGAUUUGAACAACGACGGAUAUAUCACGAAGGAUGAAAUCUUUCAGUUGCUCAAAAAUUGCUUGAUAAAGCAGCCCGGCGAGGAAGAUCCGGACGAAGGAGUGAAAGAUUUGUCGGAGAUGGCCCUGAAGAAGCUGGAUGUCGAUCAUGAUGGAAAAAUAUCGUUUCGAGAUUACGAGAUGGCUGUUAAAGAGGAACCGCUGUUGUUAGAAGCGUUUGGACAGUGUUUGCCUACUGAAGAAAGCUGUGCAAGCUUCUUGGCGACUCUUCAACCCUGAAAAUAUGCAAAAACUUUAAUUACACAGUAAAUAUAUUGUAUAACCAUUAUGAAAAAAUGUUUAUAAUCUUUUUAAAAGAAUAUUCUUUGAUUUAAAAAAAAAAACAAUUUUUUUUACAAUAUUUUUAAUAUUUGAAGCAAUAUACUUUUUAGUAAAUACUUGUUCGUAUUUUGUUGAUAUUUGACAACUUGAUAAAGUUGUAGAUAAAAAAGUGUCACUAUAUUCCUGAUAAGUAGUCGAAAGGCGUCGAUGAAGUGGAAGAUCUCCACUACUUCCGGUAAGAAUAAAUCCGGUAAAAACGAGUUAAAAAACAAACAUCACAGAAGGAUGCUUGAGGACAGAGGCGCCAGAAAUUCCGCGCCACAUCGUCAAAGAGAUUGAAUCCUUUGAAAAAAAGGAUGAGGUUCUCUAAGUGAGUUUACAUAGACGCGUGUCUCUUAAAUUAAGUAUUCAAUAUUUUAUCACUCUCGACAAAGAAUGAUAAACAAAUGAUGAAAUAAACUUAAAUCAUUAGACGAAAAAUUAAUGGAAUUAGAUAAUUUACACGAAUGAAUUUCUCCUAUGUAAUUUAUUAGUUAUUCUGCGUCAAUGCUUGCGUCCAACAACGUCGCCGGUAAGACAACAUUUAUAAAAUUAUGUAACAAAAUCUUGCAUAAAAAUUAAUUAUCAGCAAUUAUAUAAUUACGUUUACAAAAACAGAUGUAGAAGUAUUGACUUUUUAUAAAAUAUUGAUAAAUGUUUGUUCAAUUAAUUUCGAAAUAGUAUUUCGAUAAAACUAUGACGAUAUAACGAAUUGUCUUAGUGAUAUAUUUACAAAAUUAAAUUUAGAAAGAAAUUGUUUUAUAAUUAAGAAAAAUAUUUUUAGCUGUUUUAUGUAUAAAACGUUUAGAAAUAUAGAAAUCAAAAAUUAUAAUAUCGUGAUACAACACUCAUAAAAGAAUUAUUACAUUGAAAUAAAGUUUACAGAAUUUUUAUUCACACGUUGUUGUGAAAUCAUCAUUGGCUUUAUUUUUAAAAUUAAUUUAAAUAAGGCGAAUAUCAAGUGUUAUUUAAAUUUUUGUUGGUUCUGAAACAUAGUUGUUAAACAAUGACAAUGAUAUCUCUAAUGGUUUUAUGGCUUUAAAUACAUAAUGAUUUUAAAGAAUGAAAAAUUAAAAAUAUAUAAUUUUGUAACAAAAUAUUGUGUAUUUUUUUAAACAAAACCAACAUUUUAUUUUUUAGAUGGUCAUAUCAUCAUCCUGUUUUUUCUUCCACCUAUUAUAUAGUGCCAUCACAUUUUUAUAAAUUACGUUUUAAGUAAUAAAUAUUUCAUAACAUUAAGUCUAGAAUCAUUAAACACUUUGUGUAAAUAAUCGUUCAUGUUUCAGUAUAAAAUAUUGAUUAUUAAAAGUUAUUAAAUAUAAUGUAAAUAGGUGCCAUAUUACUACCUUCUUCUCUAACAUUUAUCGUCAGUGCAAUUGCGAUACGUAGAAAUAGGUCAAUUCGAUUGAACACUUGUACGUGUAAUUGAGCAGAAAAUACAUCAGUUGUCAUAACGUGA
Solenopsis invicta (red fire ant) is the source of this 2543-nucleotide messenger RNA. RefSeq names its product EF-hand calcium-binding domain-containing protein 1. Bases 98 to 1003 code for a protein of 301 amino acids. The record is from RefSeq and is a predicted model, not a curated record. The transcript has 5 exons. Gene Ontology annotation, molecular function: calcium ion binding. NCBI's taxonomy places the organism in Eukaryota, Metazoa, Arthropoda, Insecta, Hymenoptera, Formicidae.